UGAAUUCACAAUCUUUUAUUAUUUAAUUGAUCAAGAUGAAUCGAGUGCAUGGUCGGAAUCACCCCGAGAGCGAGUCAGGGCGAUGCGCUUCUCCACGAUCUUGAGAGCCGUGGAAGCGGAGGUGCUGCCGAAGAUCAAAGGGUCGCGCUUCAUUGGCUUCAUCGCGCCAGUAACUUCUCGCGACGAAGCGCUCGAGGUUGUGUCACAGCGACGAGUAAAGUACCCUCAAGCCAACCAUCACUGCUUUGCGUAUUCGCUCGCUGCCACCAAGGAAUGCUAUUGCUCUGACGACGGAGAGCCACACAGCACUGCAGGUCGUCCCAUUCAGCAAGUGCUGUCCCAACAUCAGGUGCAGGACGUAUGCCUCGUGGUAUCUCGAGUGUUUGGAGGCACGAAGCUCGGCACGGGAGGGCUCGUCAGAGCGUACAGCAGCGCGGCCGACCUCGUCAUGUCGCAAGCAACUAUCGUAGAGACCCAGGUAUCGUCAUCGCGAACCCUCCAUGUGCCCAUUCGAUUUGCCGACACCGUCAAGAAAACCCUUGCCAACUUCGACGGCACGAUCACAGCGCUGGAGUUUGGUGUGGAUGGGGCUGAAAUGCGCGUGAAGCUUCCGGUGGCAAAAAACACAGCUUUCGAGACAUACCUCAGCGAGCUUACAGGCGGCCGAGCAACUCUGUCAUAAUACACCAGUCACACUACGUCCA
Aphanomyces invadans is the source of this 704-nucleotide messenger RNA. RefSeq lists its product as hypothetical. Bases 83 to 682 code for a protein of 199 amino acids. The record is from RefSeq and is a predicted model, not a curated record. Gene Ontology annotation, cellular component: cytoplasm. The transcript has a single exon. Lineage: Eukaryota; Oomycota; Saprolegniomycetes; Saprolegniales; Verrucalvaceae. Gene Ontology annotation, biological process: regulation of translational initiation.